Molecule: messenger RNA, 303 nt
Organism: Bipolaris maydis ATCC 48331
Lineage: Eukaryota; Fungi; Ascomycota; Dothideomycetes; Pleosporales; Pleosporaceae
Source: RefSeq, a predicted model, not a curated record
AUGUCUUGGCCGCAGUCGACUCUUCCUAUCCGGCGGCGGAACAAAGCUGCCAAGAGCGCGAUCGUCAAAACGCCAAAGAUAACGCGUUGCGCGCACGAUCCCAAGAGGGGCAAUUCCAAUGUUGCAUCGCUCGCCUUGCUCGCAGACGGCGUGUCCAAGGGCAGAGAACGUGAUGCCCGCACGCACCAGCUUUUGCACGCCAAGCUUGUUGAGAAGCACUGCUUUUGGCUGGCAAUAACUAUGCUUGCCGCACUGCCGACAUGCCUUGGCACCCAGCAACGCCAUGGGAAUACUACUACUUAG